Molecule: messenger RNA, 4184 nt
Organism: Anguilla anguilla (European eel)
Lineage: Eukaryota; Metazoa; Chordata; Actinopteri; Anguilliformes; Anguillidae
Gene: slc31a1
Product: solute carrier family 31 member 1
Exons: 6
Coding region: 415-1002 (195 amino acids)
Biological process (GO): copper ion transmembrane transport
Cellular component (GO): membrane
Molecular function (GO): copper ion transmembrane transporter activity
Source: RefSeq, a predicted model, not a curated record
GUGUCUUUUUGCUAUGAGGGCUUAAAUCCCUUGCACCAGUGAUGUCAAGCUGUCAGUGAGAGGACUGACUGGUCUCUGAGGAAGAUUGAAGGAUGGGUGGAUGGAGGAAUGCCAUUUGAGGUUGUCCUUUAUUUAUUCUGCCAACGUUUCCUCGUCCCAGAAGGCUUAUAAAGCCAUGGUAGAGCCACGGGUUUGCACUGCAGGUCUCACCUGAGCCAGCGCUCCCAUCAGACUACAGCAAGGAAGUGAUGGAGCCACUCCGUCAAAUUUAACGGCAGUCCGGCAGCCAGCUGAAACCACUUUCACUUCCUGAGGGCCGCGUUUGAAAGAAACUGCCAGUCAGAGCCCCUGUUUCAAAGGCCUACCAGAGAACCGUCUGACUGUCAGUUGGUCCCUAAUUAGUUCCACAGAAAGAUGGCUGAACACCACCACGUUCACCACGAGCACAUGGGAACCAUGGCUCCCGCCAUGGCUCCCGCCACGACUAUGUCCCACGGAGGCGACCACGGGGACCAUGGCAACGCUGGCGGCGGUGACGGCGUCCAUCACAUGAUGAUGCAAAUGACCUUCUACUUCGGCUGCAAGAAUGUGGAGCUGCUGUUUGCUGGGCUGGUCAUCAACACACCAGGAGAGAUGGUUGGCGCCUGCAUUGCGGUGUUCCUGAUGGCGGCGCUGUACGAGGGGCUGAAGAUCGGGCGGGAGUACCUGCUCAGGAGGAACCAGGUCAACGUGCGCUAUAACUCCAUGCCCAUCCCCGGCUCGGACGGCACUGUGCUGAUGGAGACCCACAAGACCGUCGGCCAGCGGAUGCUGAGUCUUGCUCACCUGUUGCAGACGGUGCUGCACAUCAUCCAGGUGGUGAUCAGCUACUUCCUCAUGCUCAUCUUCAUGACCUACAACGGCUACCUGUGCAUCGCCGUGGCAGCCGGCGCGGGCGUCGGCUACUUCCUGUUCAGCUGGAAAAAGGCUGUGGUGGUGGACAUCACCGAGCACUGUCACUGACCCUCCUCCUUUCCCUACACUACACACCCGCCCCCCCCCCCACACACACACACACACACACACACAUACACACUUCCCCCUCUCCUGCCAUCCGAUUCCAUCUGGAAUUUGGCCAAAGCACACUGGGUGGUCGCUGUUCCCUCGUCCAAUUACGAUGUUCCAGGUUGUCUUAAGCAACCUUUAAAACAUCAUAUGAUGCGUUGGUGGACGUAUUCUCACUGAGGGUGAUGUUUUAAAGCUUCUUUCGGGUCCUUUUGAACAUCUUAGGGCAGAGACCUCUAAAUUACCCAUGAAUCAGCGGUUUCUGACCCCCAUUCCACUGCUGUGCCCCUCUUUUUUGACCUGGCCGCCAUUAACACCUCACCUGAAGCAACCCCCACCCCUUCCAGUGUGCACCAGAGUAUUGUAUCAAUUUAAGUAUCGAUUUAAGAAGUUGCCUUAUUAGGGGCUUGAUGACCCUGCGCCACACAGCAUCAUGGCAGCCCCCGGCACUUACGGGCCAUCACGCAGUUUCCCCAAAAUCCAGCCAGUGAAAGGAAACGGCAAAUCCAGCCAAUCAGGGUCGUGCUGAUUGCGAGCAACCUCUGCCUGUGGCCCACACUGGGCGGGGCUCACUCACACGGGGGCGGUGACAUCACAGUGACAUCACAAAGGGAGAGAGGCCAAGUGACCCGGAUGCCUUACCGAGCCCUUUACCUUAAACAUGCUGUGCUGCAAAGCAGAGUCCACUUCACACAAUCAACGCCAUUGUAAAUCCAAUGUGUUUCUCUGUCUUUUUUUUUUUUUUACACCCCUUUGAUGUGGGUACCAUUACGUUCUAGAGGACAUGCCUUAAACUGUGACACUAUCUGAUUCGGGCACGUUGUGAGAGAGCUGGCCCCACCCCCCCCUAUGUUUUAUUCCAUGACAUCACAUGAUUGUGGUGGAGUUUGAGGUCAUGUUGAGCCGAUUUUGGGAAAAUGGUGCAAAUCCGACGGUGACACGAACCUGAAGGAGUGCCAGGCCUCAGAGGCACUGGGGACCAGUGGCCAGUCUUCACCAAACCCGCACGCCUGUUUAAAAAGAAAAAUCACAACAAUGUAGGCUAUCGUUUUUAUGUGAAGCUUCUAUAAAUGUCUAUUAUGGAUUUAGAAAAUGUGUUGCCAGUAUCACGUAAAAGUAAUUUUAACAUUUUUAAAGUAGCACUAUUAUACUGUAAACUGUACCAAGGUACUGGCCUUAUAUGUUAGUUUUGACCAUGACUGGACAAUCUUUGUGAACAAUCGUUAUUUUUUGGGAUAAUUCCUUUUAAUGUGUACUCUAAAUACCAGUGUUAAACAGCCGUGGUGGUUAUCGCCCACGUUCCCCUACGGCCUCAACUAAAACGAGGGAACCAUUGACACACUAGUACAGCCUCUGGCUGUUGUGUUAUGAAGGCCAGCACUUCCAGCUAUAACCGGAGGCAGAAGGAGACACUAGUUCACGGAAGUCUUCUCGCACGAUCACAGCGAAGUGCGGAGGUCCCAAGGCUGCCCAGGGAAUUCUGAGCGCCAGCGGUGCGUGACGAGCUCGGGAGGGGUUCGCACGGGCGCUUUAGCCUUCUGUCUUUCGUGUCUUUUACUUCAAACGCCUGCUGUUCCUUUUUUUGUAUCGGUUGCCCGAGUGUUUGUGUGUGACGCUGGAACGGGAGUCAAAUUCCUGCUGAGAUUACAAGGUCGCCGCUGGUUUUCAGUGCCCGUUGUCGAAAGAGCCAGCGGUUAAUCCAGGCCAUGAAAUGUUUAACCGUUUCUACUUCAGCCCUGCAGAUACUUCUGACCUCUCACUACUAGUGAACAGACGUCACAGGUUCCAUCCAAAAGCAAAGCCAUUUCUGCUACCUCUGCAAAGUCCAGCGACGAAGCGGGUGGCCGCAUCUUAGAGGAAGUCUGACAGCUGCUGGCGUCAAGCGUCUGUACGGAGAUUGUAGACCGUGUACAUCGCAGCCAUUUUUGUAUAGUUUGAUACAUUUACAGUGCUGUUAUUUUUAUUGUUUAUUUUUAGAAAAUGAAUAAUAAAUGGUCCCAGAUUGAAAGCAGUUGCUGUUCUUGUUCUGUGCACAAACUUGUCUCUGUUGCUUGUGGAGAUGUUUUUCUGCAUCUCUAAAAUGGUUCUGAACUGAAAUGCUAACUCUGGCUUUAUUUAGAAUGGAUAUAAAGAAAUAGUGUUUGGAAGUACAGUAUGUACGACACCAAGGUUUCCUCCAUCCAGACUGGCUGGCCUGGCUCACAUUACGCAGCAGAGGCAGUUGUGCUGUCAGUCAGGUCUUUGAAACAUUUCUGUCGAUUUGGUGGAGCCAGUCACCCAGCAUGCUCAUAGACCUGUCCCAGCAUCCUCUGCCACAGUGGUCUCCCAUGUGUAGCACUGAGCUGUGUGCCAUCAUGGAGGACAGUCCUGCUGCAGUCAGAGCCACAGGAAGUUGCGCUGCUGCAGGCGGAGCAACAGGAAGCCCACUCUCCCCGCGCAACCCCGUGGCUGAGAAACGGGGGGCCACUGGUCCACCAGGGCAAGUCGGGACUACAUUCUGAGCUGUGACAUCACAGACCUUAGGAGCAUGUUAGCUGGAUGCGCCACCAGACCGCCCCAAUCAUAGAUUUACUGCAUAAGUCAUCAGACCAUAAAUUAUCCUUUUGCUUGCUAAUCUUAUCAUGUACAUUUGCACUUCAUAUUAAACCUGAGAAACUUAAAUACUUAAAUAAUGCACUUCCUAAGUGCCAAGGGAACACUGAAAGUGAAGGUGCUUAUUCAAAACGAGGCUAAAUGCUAAUCUGUCACGCAUCUAAAAUGUCUGCGGUCCGUGCCUACGGCCUGGCAGCUUGUCCCUGUACCGCUCAACGGAUCAGAAGCUUCAGUGAGCCGUGAGAACCUGUUGGUACUGACAGUCAUGUGACCUAAUUCUACAACUGAAUGAGCGUACGAUCCCGUGACCUAUCGUACGGGUGGUUCCCACGGUUCACUCUAGUUUCCCCUUAAGCUAAUUACAUCCCUAGCUGUCAUUCAGUAUUAUGGUGAAUACUUAUUCUUUCAGACUUACUAGCAUAAUGUACUGUUUAAUCACUGCUAUUGUCGUUGCUUUAAGUGUACAAUUUCUGUAACCUAGAACAACCAAAAACAAGUAGAACUGUUCCCUGGCAACACCAGAAUAAAAAAAAUACAAUCACAGACCA